This is a messenger RNA of Syngnathus acus (greater pipefish), 1547 nucleotides long. RefSeq names its product creatine kinase, brain b (gene ckbb). Bases 149 to 1294 code for a protein of 381 amino acids. Gene Ontology annotation, molecular function: creatine kinase activity. Gene Ontology annotation, biological process: phosphocreatine biosynthetic process. Lineage: Eukaryota; Metazoa; Chordata; Actinopteri; Syngnathiformes; Syngnathidae. The record is from RefSeq and is a predicted model, not a curated record. The transcript is spliced from 8 exons.
AAAUAGGAGCCAAUAGGCUGCGAGGGGCGGUUAUAAAAAGCUGGACGCGCUCUAAUCCGCUGUCGCCGCAGUAGAACUGAACCAAACCGGACCGGACCAGCUUCCUUCGCACCACAUCGCUCCAGCGGAACAGACCACAGCAGUCGCCAUGCCUUUCGGGAACACGCACAACAAGAUGAAGAUGAACUACUCGACCGAGCAGGAGUACCCCGACCUGAGCCAGCAUAACAACCACAUGGCCAAGGUGCUCACGCUCGAAAUGUACGCCCAACUGCGGAAAAAGGAGACGCCCAGCGGCUUCACCCUGGAUGACGUCAUCCAGACCGGCGUGGACAAUCCAGGUCAUCCGUUCAUCAUGACGGUGGGCUGCGUGGCGGGAGAUGAGGAGACCUACGAGGUCUUCAGUGACCUUCUGGACCCCAUCAUCGAAGACCGCCACGGGGGCUACAAACCCGAUGACAAGCACAAGACCGACCUGGACCCGGAGAACCUGCAGGGCGGAGACGAUCUGGAUCCAAACUACGUUCUGAGCUCUCGGGUUCGGACCGGCCGGAGCAUCCGCGGCUUCUGCUUGCCGCCUCACUGCAGCCGGGGAGAGCGCCGCGCCAUCGAGGACCUCUCCAUCCAAAGUCUGGACGUCCUGGACGGCGAUUUGAAAGGUCACUACUACGCCCUGAAGAACAUGACGGAGGAGGAACAGCAGCAGCUGAUCGACGAUCACUUCCUGUUUGACAAACCCGUCUCGCCGCUGCUGCUGGCAUCCGGCAUGGCUCGCGAUUGGCCCGACGGUCGCGGCAUCUGGCACAACGACAACAAGACCUUCUUGGUGUGGGUCAACGAGGAAGACCACCUGCGCGUCAUCAGCAUGCAGAAAGGCGGCAACAUGAGGGAGGUCUUCAACCGGUUCUGCACUGGACUCACCAAGAUCGAGUCCCUCUUCAAGGACCGAGGUCACGAGUUCAUGUGGAACGAGCACCUGGGCUACGUUCUCACGUGCCCGUCCAACCUGGGAACCGGCCUGCGCGCCGGGGUCCACGUCAAGCUUCCCAACCUCAGCAAGCACGAGCUGUUUGGUGAAACCCUCAAACGUCUCAGGCUGCAGAAGAGAGGCACAGGGGGCGUGGACACGGCAGCGGUGGGCGGAGUCUUCGACAUCUCCAACGCGGACCGCUUGGGCUUCUCCGAAGUGGAGCUGGUCCAGAUGGUGGUGGACGGCGUCAACCUCCUGGUGGAGAUGGAGAAACGCCUGGAGGCCGGAGACGCCAUCGACGACCUGAUGCCCGAGCAAAAGUGAACCUUUCGCCUGUGACACCUUGCACCCCCCCCCCCACCCCUCACGUAUACUCUCGCGCCCGUAACCACGCCGACCCCCCCACUUUAAGCAGAACCUGUCUUACGGGAUGUUAGUGAGCCACGUAGAUGUCUGACUCCUCCUUGAUUUUCUAGUUCCUGUUUGGAGCAAGUGAAACAUCCCAUAAUAAUAAUAAUAAAGUGACGCUAAUAAUAAUACUGACAAUAAUGAUAAUAAAGUCUGUGAAAUCCCUCAA